AUGGACACUAGGCAGGAGCCGGUCAAAGGAGAUGAAAGUCUUACAGUCUCACCGCCACCCGCUAAACGUUUCAGGAGCCAGCGAUUCAAUGAUGACAAUGAUAAUUCGAGCUCUCCUAGUCCUGUGGACUCUGAAAGUUUGACGUCGUCUUUCACAUCACCCGAGGAUGCUAAUAAUGAUGGGGCUGGUCCCAGCAAUUUGAGUCAAGAUCUAGAUUUAGAUCAAUAUGAAGGUGAGCGUGACCAGACAAUCAGCCCUACAAUUGGAAUAGAUGGCACACCCGAGCCAGAACAAUCUGUGGAAAUACAACGAGGGUCAAGAGAAAUGGAAGGCAUUGCAAGGUCUCCACAAUCGCAAAGUGCUGGAAAGAUUAUUUCAGUACAAAUGAUUAACUUUAUGUGUCAUUCAAAUCUGACUAUUUCACUAGGCAGGCGUAUAAAUUUCAUUGUGGGCAAAAAUGGUAGUGGCAAAUCUGCCGUCUUAACUGCUAUCAUUAUUGGUCUAGGUGGUAGAGCAUCAGAUACAGACAGAGGUAGUAGCAUUUCUGAUGUCAUCAAAGAAGGCCAGCAAAUGGCCAGUAUUCGCAUUAAGUUUGACAAUGUUGGCAAGUUAUCUUUUCGACAUGAAAUUUAUGGUGACUUUUUCACACUUGAACGGGCAAUUUCUCGAACGGAGAGAGCUGGUCAUAGCAACUACAAUGUAUAUACUCAGUCUGGCAAGAAGAUGAAAAUAUCCCGUACUGAUAUUCUAGAAAUGCUUUCUAUUUCUCAUUUCUCCAUCGAUAUUGAUAAUCAAUUUGCUAUAUUGACUCAGGACCAGGCGAGGACAUUCCUGGUGGCUAGGACACAAGAAGAAAUGUAUCAUUUGCUCAUGAGGGGUUUGAGAGUCACCCAAUCAUACCACAACGCUAAUGUUUCAAAUAAUAAUAUCACUGCUACGGAGUCUGACUUGAAGGCAAAGCGUACUGAUAUCAAGGAACUCAAAGAAAAGGUGAAGAACUUGGAAUUGAGAAGAAAUAAUAAUCUUCGUAUUGAAGAGGCUAUGCGCGAAGUUGCCCGAUAUACAGCCAUGGGACUGUGGUUUCGACACGACAGGCAAAUGGAAAAGAUUAGUCAGCUGGAAGAGCGUAAUGAUGAACUUAAACGCGAACAAGCUGAGAAACAAGACGAGGCUGAUGCAUAUUCAAAACGCGCCCAGGAACUCGUGGUAGAUACGGAUUCACAGGUUUCCGAGCUUCGUGACCAGAGGGACAAAAGCUCGGCAGAACGACUCGAGGCGAUUAACCGAAGACGCGAAUUGUCUGAUAAGUUGGACAGUUUGAAACAGAAUCAAGUGAAUGUCAACACCGAGAAAAACAAAAAUGAGCAGCAUAAAGUCGAGCUUGAGUCUGAACUAAACCGCCUUACGACUUCAGAAGGCGGUAAGGAAUAUUUAGAGGCACAAAUUGAGACUGUUAACUUGAAAAUUAAUGAAUUAAAAGAAGAGGAGAUGGCACUGGUGAAUGAAGCCGAGAACUUCGAAUCAAAGAUCAAAGAGGCUAGCGACCUUGUGAAGAGCUUACAAGGGGAAGUCAAAAAGUACGAAUCGAGUAUACUGUCUGAAAAGAGCCAGUUGGCUAAAAUUCAAGAGGGGUCUCAGGUGUCUGUUGAUGCCGCUUAUGGGGUAAAUAUGGCCAAUGUUCUUAAGGAGAUAUCGAUGAAUAGCUCUUUCCACCAGAAACCCAUCGGGCCCUUAGGACAGUUUGUAUCGCUUAAAAUACCAACUUGGGGUCCUAUGCUCGAACAUCACCUGAGGCAUACUCUUGCCGCCUUUUGGACUAAAAACACUGAAGACCGUAAUCUACUUUUAAAGAUACUCGCAAAGUACAAGAUGACAAAUACCGUUAUUGUUAAAGAUGUUGAUAUGUUCGAUUAUUCCUGGUCAAGUCCAAGCAAGGAAUAUACAACUGUAUUAGACGCUCUGGAAUUCAAAGAUGAAUCUGUUAAAAGAAUCUUUAUUGAUCAAUAUCAAAUACACAGGAUCCUGCUUAUUGAAGACCGUGCUGAGGCUGAUCGAGUAAUGUAUUCACAUCCAAAAAAUGCACUUGUAGCUUUUGCAAAGCAGAAAAGUAUAGAUGGCUCUCAAUCCCGAGAUGGGUUUCAAGUUGGUGCGAAUCGAGGUGGUUCUUCUUCAAGUAUCCUUCGUGGUGCUCCAGUGAAUAAGACCCCUAGAAUGGGUGUAGAUCUGAGAUACCGUGUUAAAGAGCUUGAGGAUUCGAUCCGGAGUACUCAAAGUCAAUGUACAAGAGUGAGAUCGAAGCUUGAUGACGCUACACGAGCUCUGGGUGAGAGCAAAGAAUCCAGCAGACAGACGACAAGAAGGCUAAGUUCAUUGCGCCACGAAAUGAGGACAUUAGAUGAAAAGCGGGAUGAUUUGCAAACUCAGUUGGAGGAUUACGAUAAUGGCAAAGUUCUGGAAGUUCAAGGGGAAAUAGAAAACUGCAAACAGAGAAUUGAGACUUACAUUCUCCAGUUUGAGAAAAUUCACGCAGAUAUGCUUGAAACUCAAGAAGACGUUAGAUUGGCUGAUACAAUUAUCGCCGAGGCCGACAAAAUUCAUGACGAACUAUGCAAUAGGAUUGAGACCAUUCGGGUAUGUAUAGCAGUUUUGAUAUUGUGA
This is a messenger RNA of Sugiyamaella lignohabitans, 2658 nucleotides long. RefSeq names its product DNA repair protein SMC6 (gene SMC6). Gene Ontology annotation, biological process: double-strand break repair via homologous recombination. The coding region runs from base 1 to 2658 and encodes 885 amino acids. Gene Ontology annotation, molecular function: ATP hydrolysis activity; damaged DNA binding; single-stranded DNA binding. Gene Ontology annotation, cellular component: nucleus; Smc5-Smc6 complex; site of double-strand break. The transcript has a single exon. NCBI's taxonomy places the organism in Eukaryota, Fungi, Ascomycota, Dipodascomycetes, Dipodascales, Trichomonascaceae. The record is from RefSeq and is a predicted model, not a curated record.